AUGGAUCUGAACCCCAAGUACGACAACUAUGAUUUCCCUAUCAAGGGUCCUGAGAAGCAGGAUGGCCAUGCUGGUUACCUCACAGAGGACCAGAUUGCCAAGCUUCACCAGUUCCGCAUGAUGCUCGAGUCCGAGGGCUGCACCGACCGAUUGGACACAUUGACUCUGCUUCGAUUCCUCCGAGCACGCAAGUUCGAUGUCGAGGCCUCAAAAACCAUGUUCUUGGAUACCGAGAAAUGGCGAAAGGAGACCAAGCUCGACGAGACUGUGCCUGUCUGGGACUACCCCGAGAAGGCUGAGAUCAACAAGUACUACACUCAGUUCUACCACAAGACCGACAAGGAUGGCCGACCCAUCUACAUCGAGACUCUUGGCGGUAUCGACCUGAACGCUAUGUACAAAAUCACCACCGCUGAGCGCAUGCUUACCAACCUUGCUGUCGAGUACGAGCGUGUCGCCGAUCCCCGUCUUCCCGCUUGCUCCCGCAAGGCUGGUCACCUCCUCGAGACAUGCUGCACUGUCAUGGACCUCAAGGGUGUCUCCAUCGGCAAGGUUCCUCAGGUUUACGCCUACGUCAAGCAGGCUUCCGUCAUCUCCCAGAACUACUACCCCGAGCGUCUCGGCAAGUUGUAUAUGAUCAACGCCCCUUGGGGUUUCUCCACUGUCUGGAGCAUCGUUAAGGGCUGGUUGGACCCCGUCACCGUUUCCAAGAUCAACAUUCUCGGAUCCGGAUACAAGAGCGAGCUCCUCAAGCAAAUUCCUGCCGAGAACCUCCCCAAGGCCUUCGGCGGUGAGUGCCAAUGUGAGGGUGGCUGUGAGAGCAGCGACGCUGGUCCUUGGCACGAGGCCGAGUUUGCCCGCCCUGCUUGGUGGGAGAAGAAGCAGGAUGCCAAUGUCAUUGAGAACAAGGGCUCUGAGAUUGAGGAGCCCGCAAAGGCCCCUGAGGCCGCUCCUGUUGCCGAUGGUGCUGACGCUACCCAGACAGCUCCUGCUCCCGCCCCUGCUGCUGCUUAA
This is a messenger RNA of Fusarium venenatum, 1014 nucleotides long. RefSeq names its product CRAL-TRIO domain-containing protein. The record is from RefSeq and is a predicted model, not a curated record. Lineage: Eukaryota; Fungi; Ascomycota; Sordariomycetes; Hypocreales; Nectriaceae.